Hylaeus anthracinus is the source of this 3591-nucleotide messenger RNA. RefSeq names its product ribitol 5-phosphate transferase FKRP. The transcript has 3 exons. Gene Ontology annotation, cellular component: Golgi apparatus. The record is from RefSeq and is a predicted model, not a curated record. Bases 351 to 1841 code for a protein of 496 amino acids. NCBI's taxonomy places the organism in Eukaryota, Metazoa, Arthropoda, Insecta, Hymenoptera, Colletidae. Gene Ontology annotation, biological process: protein O-linked glycosylation via mannose.
AAGUUACUAACACGCGUUAUAAUUCUUUUAGCAAAUUAAUUCUUUUAGACCAUACGAUCUGUUAGAAAUUGUUUUCCCAAUACUUAGUAGGAAUAGCACAAAAAUUCUCCCCUUAUAUUUUGAUGUGUUGUUACAUAGAUUUUUACAUAGCCUAACCUUUGCAUUGUGAACGGGGUAUAAUGGAUUGAUAACGUCAGUUGAAAAUGCAUUUAAGCAUGUGGAAGCAUGUAUGAGAGGUAUGAAAUAUCGUAGCCUGUCAAAUAUUCGAACGUUAUUUAGAGGUGCUAUGACAAGGAAAUUAAGUGAAAUAAAAUUUGACGUACGAUGAUAGUGCAGAAUACGCGUUAAUUAUGCGCUUUAAAUUUGUAAAAACGUUGUUAGUGCUUGCACUAUUAGGUAAUAUCAUAGUAUGGUACAGAAUAUGGAGGUUAUUUACAACACAAAACACAUUGCGGUUGUUGACACCGAGCAUGGUAACACCUGAUCCUCCGCAAAAAUUUCAUCGUCGAUUAGCUCGAUUGGUAACUGUGGUUAUACGACAGUUUGAAACCUUUGAGAACGAUGUGACUUCCACUGUAGAGUCUGUAUUAGAAUUCUUUCCUACUAUACCAAUUUUAAUAAUAUGUAAUGAAUUACCGUAUCCUCCUUUGGGACUGGAUUUCGCCAAUGACAGUAUGCAAAAUGUUAAACUAAUAAACCUGCAACCAGAGUUUAACACAUCAAAUGACGAGAGAAAUCCACUUUUCUAUGUGCGUACUAAGUAUGUUUUAUUUUUACCUGAUGCAAGUCGACUCUCCACCAAAGAAAUCAUGCAAGAGAUUAUGUCACAUGUAGCAAAGUUAGGGAUAGUAAUUGUACCAGUUGGAGGAGUAAGUUUGAGUUGUGUUGGUAUAGAUUUAAAAGUAAGAGAAUGGAGUCUCAAGUUUACACAAAUUAAGGGCACCAAGUGUGAUGGUGUGAAUGGAAAGCAUGCUACAAUGCUUGAAACAAAGUUAUUAAGGAAAUUGACUGAUCCUUUCCUCUUACCUUUCACGGAUGCAUUAUACAUUCAAACAACAGCAAUAGGUGCAAAGAUUCACAUCCUAACAAAUUAUCAAUUCAAUGAAGGAAGAUCACUAUAUAGAAAUCAACAAUCUCAGUGGAAAGUACAACAACUGCAUCUAUAUCGCGAGAGACUAAUGUUUGAGAGUUUGGGAAUUAAAAAGGUCAUACGAGAUUCUAAUUCCAUAGAAUGGUAUGGUUGUUCAAGGGAAAGUAGUAGGUGUUUUGGAUCAGUUGUAAAUGGUGUUCCAUCAUAUAUUUAUCAAAAACGAUAUACACCACCUUGUUGCCUCUCAGGAUUAAGAAAAGUUGCUCAUCAUGUGUUUGAUAAAUUAGAAGAAGUUGGUAUCAGAUUUUGGUUAGAAGGAGAAUCUUUACUUGGUGCUAUGAGAAACGGUGAUAUUUUACCAUGGGAUCAUGAAGUACAAAUAGGAGUAAAUCGCGAUGAUCUUGAACGAUCACCAUGGAUAAUUAAAGCCAUGAAUAAGCCCAUUGAGGAUAAUCAUGGUUUUGUCUGGGUAAAGGCAACAGAGGGAGAAUUUUUUCAAGUACAGUAUUCAAAGAUAAAUCAUUUAAAUGUAAACAUACUUCCAUUUUAUGCGAGAAACGGUUCUAUGGUUAAAGACACAUGGUUUUUAAAUCAUAAAGAUUUCCCAGAACAAUUUCUUCAUCCAAUGUCGAGUAUUGAAUUCGCCGGUAGACAAGUGCCAUGUCCAAACAAUAUUAGGGAUUUUUUAGAAUUGAAGUAUUUUAAAGGUGUGAUAGAAAAUCCAGAUAUCCCAGGAAAAAUUUCUUUCUAGGUUUUAUAUUUAUUGAAAUUUAAUCUUAUAGUAAAUGAUAUACGCAACUAGAAAUACAGAACGAUUCUUUAUUAAUAUGCAAUUGAAAUUAUAUAAGCAGGUAUCUACAAGUAUAAUAAGAUUUUACAAUUUUUUCUUACCACUUUAAAUAUCCGAAUUAAUAUCUUCUACUAAGAAAUUAAAUUAGGACUGCAUUAUAGUGUUUUCAAAUGAAAAAUAUUAUUUUCCGAUAUUUUAUAAAAGUUGAUGCAAUUGUAUCAUAAAGUAAGAAUUAUUAUUAAUUUUGACUAGGUUUCGAGUAUAAGAAUAAAAGGAAGCGGUUCUAUGUAGAUGUUAUAUAUUUUCCCAGAUUUUUAAUAACUAUGUAGGUGUUAACUUAAAUUUUUUAUUUAAAUACAUAUUUUUUCUUGACAUAAAGAUUAAUUUAUCUUCAAUUUUAUUAAUAAUAAAUUGUCAGAUAUUGUCUGAAGUUCCUAAAAAAACUUAUAUUAUUUGAAACAUAACAUUGGAACUUGUUAUUUUCCAAGUUUCAAGAAAAAUAUAUUUUGAAAUAUAGUAUUCUAUUUACAAUUUUUUGCAGAUGGGUCUUUUGGUAUUACUAAUUAUAAUAUAAAAAAGUUAUUCACGUUAAUUUUACUUUAUAAAACGAAUUGAUGUGCCAAAGAUAUAAAAAUUAUUUACAUUAUAAUUUUUUUUUUAUUUUUUAUAUUUUUAUAUGUUAUUUAAUUAAACCAGUUGUAUAAAUUAUUUUCUAUAUUUAAUUAAUAUUGUUUUACAUGAUACUGAUCAGUAUCAGUAAGUACUGAUGUACAAGAUCAUUUUUUAUUUUAUUUAUUUUAUUAUACAUCAUACUUUUAAUAUUUAUAUAUAUAAAUUAUACCUCUUGAUGAUUAAUAUAACUGUGAUAUAUUAUUCCGUUAUACAAAUGCUUUUCUUUUAAAAAGUAUUUAAUUUAAACAUAUCUAAAUUGAAUAUCAAACAAUUUUAUAUUUACAAUUGGAUUAUAGUCGAUUUUGUAUAAGGUAUAAAUAAUAUUUGUGUAUUUGUAAUUUAAAUUACUGUGUAAUGUUAGUUCUGAAUAUUUUGAAAAGAGGUAACAGACACUGUGAUAAUCAGUGCUGACUAUAUUCGAGAUAUCAGAAAAUAAAAUUUGCAUGAUGAUAAUAUUUUAUAUUAAGUUUAUAUAAAAUAUUUAUGUCACUUAAUCAAGACUUUUCUGCAUAUACAAAAAUCAUUUAUUUGUAAUACAGUACAGUUUCAUCUUUAACAUAUUUCUAUAAUGAAUUUUUAUUAUUAAAUAUAUAUUUCAUAUUUAUAUUAUAUAUUUAUUAUUAAUAUAUAUAUUAUCAUCUUUUUUUAAAUAUAUGUGAAAGAUUUAACUAUUCGUAUAUUAUUCAUGUUAGCCAUUUCUGAAAUCAGUAAAUUAUUCCCUAAAGACAUUUGAAAGUAGUGUUUUAUUAUACAGCUAUGUCAGUACUGUUAUAUGCAUGGAAUUGCAAGAACAUUAAUAUAAAUAAUUCUAUUUACGAAGCGGUAUAUUAAAGUAGUUUCAUAAUCGUUACGAAUUGCUUCUAGUCUAGGACACACAUGUUGUAGCAAGUCUAGAUACUAACUUCAAAUUUGUAAAUUAUAGGAAUAUUUUUAAUGUAUUCUAAAUUUAGUGCCAAUUUGUUUAUAAAGAUAUAGAUAUUAAUAUGUAUUUUCUGUUAUAGCAAAUGUUAAUAAAAUGUUGAUGUUUACAAAAAGAAAA